Molecule: messenger RNA, 575 nt
Organism: Linum trigynum
Lineage: Eukaryota; Viridiplantae; Streptophyta; Magnoliopsida; Malpighiales; Linaceae
Source: the annotation of a GenBank genome assembly
CCCGAUUUUGACUACAUUGAGGCCGGGGAUGUUUGGAAUGGUUGGAAAGCCGGUGGGCAAUGGCGGCACAGACUUUGGGAUGGAAGGAAUUGUGGGCAUCUUUGGAAUGGCGCCGGCGCUAGAGAGCAGUGGCAGUCCUCCGCCGGAUGGCAGAGAUGGGAUGGUGGGCGAGGCGCCAGCGGCGUUGGGGAGUGGCGACAAUCCUCCUCAGGUUGGCAGAGAUGGGAUGGAGGGCAUCGGAGGCACUUCUGUGGGUUGUGGUAGUUGGAGGAGCUGUCGAGCCGCCAUUCCGUUUUCCACGCUGCAGAAUGAGACGGCGAGGAAGAGAGCAACGACAAAGAAGUUGGAAGAAGAAGCCAUGUUUCGUGUUGGAAUGUAGCUAUAGAUGGAGAUUUCUAGUUGUUUUGUUUGGGUUUGAGUGAUGGAGGAAAAGGUUUUAGAGGUGGGGGUUUAUAUAAGCCAGUGAAAUUAUUAGUAUGGUCCAGAAAAAGUAGUUCACUUAUCCUUUUACCCAUAGAAUUGUUGCAAUUUCAGGUGGGGUUGGUUAGGAAAAACAAUACACGUCCAAGUUUAGG